CCCUGGUGGCAAUGCAGAAGCACAGACGCAGCAAACACACACGCACAACCUCACUCUCUCGCCUUCCCUGCUUGUGGAAACAGCCCUGUUGUACCACACGCUAGCAUGUCUGACAAGCCAGAUCUCACAGAGAUUGCCAGGUUUGACAAAACCAAGCUGAAGAAGACGGAGACAAAAGAGAAGAACCCUCUGCCCACCAAAGAAACUAUUGAACAGGAGAGAAAAGGAGAUACAAGCCCCUAACCUGAUGGAGAAGAGGAGAGUCAAACACAGCAGAUGCUCCUUUGGUGGCAUAUUAUUAAAUAUGAACUAUUUAUGUUUAUUUUUUAAGCUUAGUGAGUACUACUGUCCCUUGUGAUGCAUGGUUAUCAUGGCGAUUGAGGUCACGGUCGGGAAAACAAGACAUGGAGUGAUCUUUUAACAAGGAUCUUUUUAAAAAAUUCUGUUAAUAACAAUUUUCGAAAUAAAAAUCUUCAUGAAAUAAACACAAAUAUGAAAACACA
Messenger RNA from Ictalurus punctatus (channel catfish), 503 nucleotides. RefSeq names its product thymosin beta 2 (gene tmsb2). Gene Ontology annotation, biological process: actin filament organization; regulation of cell migration. NCBI's taxonomy places the organism in Eukaryota, Metazoa, Chordata, Actinopteri, Siluriformes, Ictaluridae. Gene Ontology annotation, cellular component: cytoplasm. The record is from RefSeq and is a predicted model, not a curated record. The transcript has 3 exons. Gene Ontology annotation, molecular function: actin monomer binding. The coding region runs from base 106 to 243 and encodes 45 amino acids.